AUGGAAGACGAUGCACUAAAAGCGCUCCAAGAGUCGCAUCCAGAAAUAUUCAGCGAAUCAGCGGACCAGAUAAGAGCAAAGGCGCAGAUGAUAGACAACGAAGUAAGAAUGCUGAAAAGCCACAUAACCUCCAUUACAUACGACUACGAGGCGAAGAAAGAGAAGAUACAGGAGAACGUCCAGAAGAUAGAGCUGAACAAACAGCUGCCUUUCCUCGUUGGGAAUGUUGUGGAAAUACUGGACCUUGAUGCAGCUGCUCCAUCAGAGGGCUCCAAUGUGGACGAAACAAUCAGCAAGAAGGGCCUGUGUGCUGUCGUUAAAACGUCAAACAGAGUAACCACUUUUCUUCCCUUUGUGGGCCUGGUGCCUGCUGAGGAUCUGAAGCCCGGGGAUCUUGUGGCUCUUCACAAAGAAACAAACAUUGUUUUUGAAAAGCUGGAAGACGACUUCGAUGUGAGAGUCAAAGCCAUGGAGCUUGACGAGAAACCGACAGACUCGUACGAAGACAUUGGAGGCCUGGAAAGACAGAUGGAAGAGCUGUACGAGGGAGUGAUUCUAUCGAUCACCCAUCCAGAGAAGUUCAAGAGACUGAACAUCACCCCGCCCAAGGGCAUUCUGAUGUAUGGCCCGCCGGGAACGGGCAAGACCCUUAUGGCAAGGGCGUGUGCUGCUAAGACAGGUGCUACUUUCCUUAAGCUGGCAGGCCCGCAGCUUGUGCAGAUGUACAUUGGUGAUGGAGCCAAGUUAGUUCGUGAUGCAUUUGCGCUGGCGCGAGCUAAGUCUCCUGCCAUCAUAUUUAUAGAUGAAAUAGAUGCAAUAGGAACCAAGCGAAGUGACUCAGACAGCACGGGAGACAGAGAGGUGCAGCGCACAAUGCUGGAGCUUCUGAACCAGUUGGAUGGAUUCUCAGGCACUCCGAAUAUAAAGGUAAUAGCUGCGACGAAUAGAGUCGAUAUUCUAGAUCCAGCGCUGCUCAGAUCAGGGCGGUUUGACAGAAAGAUCGAGUUCCCUCUGCCAAACAAGGAAGGAAGAAAGAGAAUUCUGCAGAUACACUCGCGAAAGAUGGCAAUGGACCCGAAUGUCAACCACGAAGAGCUCGCUCGGUCUAUUGAGGGAUUCAAUGGAGCACAGUGCAAGGCCGUGUGUGUGGAGGCAGGAAUGAUAGCUCUUAGGGCGGGACGCAACAUGAUAACGCAGAACGACCUGAUAGACGGUGUGCAGGAGAUCCUAUCCACGAAGAAGGCAAAUUUGCACUACUUCUCGUGA
Nematocida minor is the source of this 1266-nucleotide messenger RNA. RefSeq names its product 26S proteasome regulatory subunit T5. NCBI's taxonomy places the organism in Eukaryota, Fungi, Microsporidia. Gene Ontology annotation, cellular component: proteasome regulatory particle, base subcomplex. The coding region runs from base 1 to 1266 and encodes 421 amino acids. Gene Ontology annotation, molecular function: ATP hydrolysis activity; proteasome-activating activity; ATP binding. Gene Ontology annotation, biological process: proteasome-mediated ubiquitin-dependent protein catabolic process. The record is from RefSeq and is a predicted model, not a curated record. The transcript has a single exon.